AUGGGACUCAUGGUUUCCUCUCGCCUCGGCACUGCGACGCUGCCAUCGCACUCACCCUCCUCGAUCCUGUUCACAAACGUCCGCAUUUUCGACGGCCAGGACGAAAUCCCCCGCGGCCACGUUCUUGUCCAGAGCGGAAGAAUCGCAAAGGUUUCCUCCCGGCCGAUAGCUCCGCCGGACAAGGCAACCGUCGUGCUCGACAGGCCCGGUCACACACUGCUUCCAGGCUUGAUUGACGGGCAUGUGCAUGUUUACGAGGCUGCGGCUCUAACCCAGUCGCUGCAGUUUGGCGUCACAACCGUGUGCGACAUGCACAACGAACCCGUCGUUAUCGCGCAAAUGAGACAUGUCGCUGCCACCAACACAGAUGCGGCAGAUCUGAGGUCUGCAUGUCACGGAGCCACCAUCGAGGGUGGAUGGCCUGCUGCACUCCUCUUGUCUCAUGAUCCUUCCCCAGAGUUCAAGGCCGCUCUGGAAAAGUGGCCCAAACUCAAGACGCAAGACGACGUCGACGCCUUUGUCCAGUUGCGCAAGUCGGACGCGGAUUACGUCAAGCUGUUCCACGAAGACGGCAAGUGUCUCCAGGUUGAUCUUCCCAAGCCGAGCCUGGAGCUACAGCGCAUGAUUGCAAGGGCAGCCCACGACAACGGACUGCCCGUCUUUGCGCAUGCCUUUGGGCUGGAAUCCGCCAUUGAGGUUCUGAACGCUGGUGCAGACGGGAUGGCGCAUACCAUCGUCGACUCACCCCCCACCCAAGCGUUGAUCGAGGCUUACAAGAGGAAUAACGCUCACUGCAACCCCACCCUUGUCGGCAUCGCGAGCAUGACCAACCAAGGCCUCAAAGACCAGGAGGAGUAUGCAAAUGACCCACGCGUCCAGAGGUUUCUGCCCGGCCCUGCGAGGGCCAUCUUGUGCAAGUGCGUCGCUUUGUCGAGCGAUAGCUGUCGCGUGGAAUACGCCUACGAGAGCGUGAGAAUGAUGCGCGAGGCAGGUGUCGACGUCAUCAUGGGCACCGACACAACGGGCCGAGUCGGCGGGAUGGCCUUUGGUGUGACGGCCCAUCAUGAAAUUGCCAUGUUUGUCAAGCACUGCGGCUUUGCGCCCAUUGAGGCCCUGCGGUCUGCGACGUCUAUUGCGGCACGGAGAUUCCGGCUCAACGACCGCGGCAGGAUCCAGCCGGGCUUGAGGGCGGAUUUGGUCCUGGUGGAGGGCAAUCCAAUCGAUGAUAUAGGCGACACGUUGAAUCUGAGAGGUGUUUGGAAACAGGGCGUUCUUUGCUCGUCGUAUGCUCUGUAG
Ustilaginoidea virens is the source of this 1296-nucleotide messenger RNA. RefSeq lists its product as uncharacterized. The record is from RefSeq and is a predicted model, not a curated record. Gene Ontology annotation, molecular function: hydrolase activity, acting on carbon-nitrogen (but not peptide) bonds. The coding region runs from base 1 to 1296 and encodes 431 amino acids. The transcript is spliced from 4 exons. Lineage: Eukaryota; Fungi; Ascomycota; Sordariomycetes; Hypocreales; Clavicipitaceae.